CUGACAACACCGUUUCCACAUUCUAGCGCCAUUUCCGGUGAAAAUCGAAUUUGAAAAAGGAUAAAAAUUGAGGACAAUUCUAAUAAAUAAACUAAAGAUGGCCUCAGAUGACAUUGCAGAUGUCACUAAGAAACUAGAAGGGACAAAGGUUGAUGAAAAAAAUCUACUUAGUUUCAAAGGAAAGGGACUGAAAUUAAAUAAACCAGAAGAUGCUAAAGAAGUUGUAGAAGCAAUAGAACAAUGUUCCACGAUGACGGCUCUCAGUAUGGAGGGGAACACUCUAGGAGUGGAAGCAGCAGAGAGUAUAGCUCAAGCUCUGAAAAAACAUCCAGAAUUUGAGAGAGCACUGUGGAGUGAUAUGUUCACAGGUAGACUAAAGACUGAAAUACCACAAGCUUUGAAAUAUUUAGGAGCUGCUAUGAUAGAAGCUAAUGCACAGUUGGUGGAACUUGACCUUAGUGAUAAUGCAUUUGGACCAAAUGGGGUCACCGGUAUUGUAGAUCUUCUCAAAAGUAAAACAUGUUAUACACUAAAGGAACUUAGACUCAAUAACAAUGGACUUGGUACCACUGGAGGAAAGAUGUUAGCUGAUUGUUUGAUGGACUGCUACAACUCUAGUAAAGCUGCAGGGACUCCCUUAGCGCUGGAAGUAUUUAUCUCAGGGAGAGGGAGGCUGGAAAAUGAGGGGUCAACAGCUCUCUCUGAAGUCUUCAAGCUGAUGGGAUCAUUGAGAGAAGUACAGAUGCCACAGAAUGGUAUUAAUCACCAGGGAAUAUCAGCUCUGUCUCAAGCGUUUGAACAUAAUCCAAAUCUUAGAAUACUCAACCUUAAUGAUAACACAUUCACAGUGAAAGGGGCAAAAUCUAUGGCAAAAGUGCUACCAAAGUUACAGAAUUUAGAGGUGAUCAAUUUUGGUGAUUGUUUAAUCAGAUCAGAAGGUGCAAAAGUUAUAGCUAGAUCAAUACAAGAUGGACAUAAAAAAUUAAAGGAAUUAAUUCUAAGUGGAAAUGAAAUCAAUAAACAAGGAGCCAGUGUUGUAGCAGAAUCAGUAGAGAACAAGGACAAUCUUACACUGCUAGACCUUGACUCAAAUCAACUUGGAGAGGAAGGUGUUGAACUUGUACAAGCUACAUUAGAAGCAAUUGGUAAACAAGAUAUAUUAGGCUCCUUAAGUGGUGAUGAGGGCAGUGAUGAGGAAGAUAUAGAGGACGAUUAUGAUGAAAGCUAUGAGGAAAAAGCACAGGAGGAUACUGAGGGCGAUCAUGUUGAUGACCCUCAACUUCAAGUACGAGGAACAGCACUAAGUCCCAAACAG
This is a messenger RNA of Ruditapes philippinarum (Manila clam), 1315 nucleotides long. Its product is annotated as ran GTPase-activating protein 1-like. Gene Ontology annotation, molecular function: GTPase activator activity; small GTPase binding. Gene Ontology annotation, biological process: signal transduction; activation of GTPase activity; nucleocytoplasmic transport. Lineage: Eukaryota; Metazoa; Mollusca; Bivalvia; Venerida; Veneridae. Gene Ontology annotation, cellular component: nucleus; cytosol; perinuclear region of cytoplasm. The record is from RefSeq and is a predicted model, not a curated record.